AUGGAUCCCAUAAACGCUGUAGCCGAACGGCUGGGCAUAGACCAACAGCAUCUCAUCCCCUACGGCAACACCAAGGCCAAGGUGAGCCUCGACGCCAUCCGCGAAAACGGCCCGCGCGGCAAGCUCGUGGUCGUAACCGGUAUCACGCCCACUCCGGCCGGCGAAGGAAAGACCACCACCUCCAUCGGCCUGACCGAUGGCCUCGGCCGGCUCGGCCACAAGCCCGUCGUCAACCUCCGCGAGCCCGCCUUGGGGCCGAUCUUCGGGAUCAAAGGCGGCGGCACCGGUGGCGGCAAGGCCCGCAUCGUCCCUGAGGACGAGAUCAACAUCCAUUUCACCGGUGACGCCCACGCCGUCGGCUCUACCCACAACCUGUUGGCUGCCCUGGUGGAGAACGCCGUUUACCGCAACAACGCCUGCGACAUGUCGCCCGAGGGCAUCACCUGGUCCCGCGUCACCGACGCAUCUGACCGUGCACUCAGGCAGAUAACCACCGGGCUCGGUGGAAACGCCAACAGCCCACUCCGCGAAACUCGGUUCGACUUCAUAACCGCUUCGGAAAUCAUGGCCAUUCUCGCACUGACGUCCGAUCUCGACGACCUGCGUGUGCGCCUUUCGCGUAUUGUCGUCGGCACCAGCCGCAGCGGCGAUCCGGUUUCGGUCGGCGACCUGGGCCUGGCCGGCCCGCUUCUGGCCGUGAUGCGCCAGACCAUCAUGCCCAACCUGGUGCAGACCAUGGAAGGACAGCCGGCUAUUGUCCAUUCCGGCCCCUUCGGCAACAUCGCCCACGGUUGCAGCUCGAUCAUCGCCGAUCGCCUGGCUCUGGGCUACGCUGACAUCGUCAUCACCGAGGCCGGCUUCGCGUCGGACCUCGGGUUCGAAAAGUUCAUGCACAUCAAGACCCGCCAGAGCGGUUUGCCCGUUAGCGCGGCCGUCCUGGUUGCCUCGGUUCGUGCCCUGCGUUGGCACGGGGGUGUUCUGCGCCGCAACCUCGCCCAGCCUAAUCUGGACGCCAUGAAGGCCGGCGCUGGCAACCUCGUCCAUCACAUCAAUAUCGUCCGCAGCUUCGGGUUGCCCGUCGUCGUUGCCCUGAACCGUUUCGAGGGCGACAGUACCGAGGAGUUGCAGGCUGCUGCCGCAAUCGCCCAGCAGGCCGGCGCCUAUGCCACCGCUGAGUACUCCGGGUUCGCCGACGGCGGUGAGGGAGGCGUCGUUUUGGCCGAGGCUGUCGCCCGUGCCGCCCACGACCCUUCUGUCGCGCCGGACACGAUCGAUUACGCCUACGACCUCGACGCGUCUAUCGAGGAUAAGGUGCUGGGUCUGGCGAAACGCGUUUACGGCGCCGGGAGCGUGACCUGGACGCCCGAUGCCCGUCGUCGCGCUCGUUUCUUCGCCACGCAGGGAUGGGACAAGCUGCCGAUCUGCAUGGCGAAAACCCACCUCUCCAUCUCCCACGACCCGACUCUCAAGGGGAGCCCGUCCGGCUACGCUUUCCCCGUUUCCGAUAUCCGUGCUUCCGUCGGCGCCGGUUUCCUCUACACCCUCGCCGGCCGCAUCGAAACCCUGCCCGGCCUCCCCUCCCAGCCCCGCGCCUUGGCCAUGGACGUAACCUCCGAUGGUGAAAUCGUGAACCUUUAG
Messenger RNA from Geodia barretti, 1638 nucleotides. NCBI's taxonomy places the organism in Eukaryota, Metazoa, Porifera, Demospongiae, Tetractinellida, Geodiidae. The record is from the annotation of a GenBank genome assembly.